GUCAUCGAUAAGCGCCUUUGAGCAAAGGGGCGUAUCUACUGCGACCUAUUUUCAAUUUGAGCGCUCGGGCAGCGCUGUAAUACAUUAAAAGAUUUUUGCAACGUCUGGAAGUUAUAGCUUUAGCAUGGAUUCUCCCCCUAACCCCUCAAAAUCAAGAUCCCUUAGAGGGCCGUCCUGUUCCCCUAAAUCACCGGACUCCAAGUCCAAAAAGAAGAGCAGCAAACCCAGCAGCAAGAAGACCAGCCUCCAGGAGGCCAAGAAGAAAGGAAGGAUGGAGCAGAGCAGAGGAGAAGAGGAGAUGGCGAAUCAGCUCAAAAACCUGGACCUGAACAGCAAGCUGAAAGCCACAGGCACCGGUCUCGCUUACAGCGACGUCUUUGCCCGCCCCUGCUGCCUUUGGGACAGCGGCCACCCUGAGUGUCCUGAGAGGGUGACGGCUAUAAUGGAGAAGCUGGGGAGACAGGGGCUGCUGUCUCGCUGUAUCCAAGUGGAGGCAAGGCCUGCGACAGACCAGGACCUUCUACUUAUCCACACAAAGCAGUAUGUUGAGCUGAUGAAAUCCACCCAGAAGAUGUCUGAGAGCGAGCUCAUGUCUCUCUCCAAAACCUAUGACUCUGUCUACCUGCAUCCUGAAUCCUUCCACUCUGCCACAGUGGCAGUGGGCGCUGUCCUGCAGCUCACUGACAAAGUGCUGAACUCGGAACUGAGAAACGGCUUUGCUGUCACCAGACCACCUGGUCACCAUGCACAGACAGACAAGAUGAACGGUUACUGCAUGUUCAACAGCCUGGCCAUUGCGGCUCGAUAUGCACAGACUCAGCACGGCCUGGAGCGGGUUCUGAUUGUGGACUGGGAUGUGCACCACGGCCAGGGAAUCCAGUACAGCUUUCAGGAGGACCCCAGUGUGCUGUACUUCUCAAUGCACAGAUAUGAGGGAGGUGCCUUCUGGCCCCACCUACCCGAAUCUGAUAGUGGGGCGCUGGGCUCUGGGGCCGGUGAGGGCUAUACCAUCAACCUACCAUGGAACAAGACCGGUGUAAAGGAUGCAGACUAUAUCGCUGCCUUCCAGCAACUGCUCCUGCCUGUGGCGUAUGAGUUUCGGCCUCAGCUGGUCCUCGUGGCGGCUGGCUUCGACUGUGUGGCAGGGGAUCCUAAGGGAGAGAUGUCUGCUAGCCCACAAUGCUUUGCCAUAUUAACGCACCUGUUGCAGGGUCUUGCCCAGGGCAGACUCAUCCUGGCACUGGAGGGUGGGUAUAACCCUCAGGCCACCGCAGACGGGGUGUGUGCCUGCGUCAGUUCGCUGCUUGGAGAGUCCUGCCCCCGCCUGGUGCCACCGAGAGCCCCCAGUGAUAGUGCCCUCAAGUCCAUCUCGCAGACCAUCUCUUCACUGUAUCCCUUCUGGACCAGCCUGCAGAUACUGGAAGGUGGCCCGAUGUGUGAGGAGAUGAGCCCCAUUGAGCUGGGUUUGGUGGAGCCCUCUGGUGAGGGCCUUGUGGAGAACCCUGCACAGAUCACAGGGCUGGUGUAUGACCAGAGGAUGAUGGAGCACCACAACAUGUGGGACAGCCAUCACCCGGAGCUACCGCAGAGGAUCUCCCGCAUAUUCUCCCGACACAAGGAACUGGGCCUUGUUUCCCGUUGCCUACGGAUCCCGGCGCGCCUUGCCACGGAGGAGGAGCUGGCCACGUGUCAUAGCCUGGAGCAUAUAGCUAAGAUCAAGUCAACAGAGGGGAUGAAGCCCAGAGACUUGCAUAGGCUGGGGGAUGAGUACAACUCAAUCUACAUCAGCAAUGAGAGCUACAGAUGUGCCCUGCUGGCAGCUGGAGCUUGUUUCAACUCAGCCGAGGCUGUGCUCACUGGAAAGGUGAGGAACGCAGCGGCCAUCGUGCGCCCCCCCGGCCACCACGCCGAGAGAGAUGCAGCCUGCGGCUUCUGCUUCUUCAACACGGCGGCUCUGACUGCGCGCUACGCCCAGGCCUUCGCUAAGAAGCCCCUCAGGGUCCUCAUCCUGGACUGGGACCUGCACCAUGGCAACGGCACCCAGCACAUCUUUGAGGACGACGAUAGUGUGCUGUACAUUUCGCUGCACCGCUACGACAACGGCCUCUUCUUCCCCUCCUCUGAUGAUGCCGACUUCGACAAGGUCGGCAGAGGAAACGGCCGCGGCUUCAACGUCAACAUUCCCUGGAGCGGCGGGAAGAUGGGCGACUCGGAGUACCUGGCGGCCUUCCACGCGGUGGUGAUGCCCAUCGCCAGACAAUUUGACCCAGAACUGGUGCUGUUGUCUGCGGGUUUCGAUGCGGCCCGUGGUGACCCCCUGGGCGGAUACCAUGUGACUCCCGAGGGAUACGCCCACCUUACGCACCUGCUUAUGAGUCUGGCUGCUGGUAGAAUUAUACUCAUACUAGAGGGGGGCUACAACCUGACUUCCAUUUCCGAGUCUAUGUCAAUGUGCACCAGCACGCUGCUGGGGGACAGCCUCCCCCUGCUGCCUCCGCUGGCACCCCCACAUCCCAAUGCCGCCGUCACAAUCAACCGUGUUCUGCGCUCUCACGCCCUCUACUGGAGUUCUUUGAGAAUACAAAUUCCAGAGUCUCUGCGCUUGUCUGCACCUUCGGCCAAAGCAAAGGGCAAACGAGUCUCAGGUGGCAGAGACAAGAGGCCUCAGCGACAGGAGACCCCAGCCAAAGGUUCUGAACAGGGUGCUCCUCCUGUGAGUCCGGCAGCAGCUGAAGCAAUGGAACCAGUGCAACCCAGCGCUGCCCAUCAGGAGGAAGGUCUUCAGGACAUCACAGUCGGCCUUGUGUCUUUGAACUUAGACAACAGCACCUCCAGCCCAGCCUCUAUGCCUAUAGGGGGAGCCAGGCGGAAGGUGAGGCCUGGUUCCCAGGAAAACCCAGUUAAAGGGCCACCAUCCGCCCAGGUGACCCCAGAAAAGAAAGAAGCCAUGGAAACCGUCAGUUCUACCCCUCCGAAGGACAAGGUGAUUAUGCCACUGGUCGAUGAACCAGCCAUGGUUACUGUUGCCAAGGGAAACCAAGAGCCUGGCGAAUCGGACGAGGCGUCUGGUUGGUCGAAGUUGCCGAAGGAUCAGGCAGUCUUUGAGCUCUUCACUGGAGGCCUGGAGACAGAUGAGGGUACGAUGUAUGUGGUGGACCCCUUGCCAUGGUGCCCUCACCUAGAGAUGGUCAGGCCGGUGCCCAGUGGGGGGAUCGAUGUGUUCCUGCCUUGUGAAGACUGUGGUUCGGAUGCAGAAAACUGGGUCUGCCUCAGCUGCUACAAGGUGCUCUGUGGCCGGUAUGUCAAUCAGCAUAUGGUGACCCACGGCCUGGUGUCAGAACACCCUGUGGUCCUCAGCUUUGCAGACCUGUCUGUAUGGUGCUACAGCUGCGAGGCUUAUGUUCACAACAAGGUGCUGUACGAGGCAAAAAACGCCGCCCAUCAUGUCAAGUUUGGAGAGGGCAUUCCUUAUACGGGAGAGAGUCACUGAGAUUACAGAGAAGAGCUUGUGGAGAGGCGGACAGCGGGGGGGCGGCAGGGGUCGAUGUGCUCACAGAGGGGCAGCCUGGUUUGGCAGGGAGACGGGCAAAGGGAACCCUUCCAGCAAAGAGCCACAUCUGCCAUUUUCGGAUCUCACUUGGGCUACCUCUCCACUGGCACACACACACACACACACACACACCAUAUCAUCAUGGGGUUUCUGCCAUCAUUUCGGUGCUAAAAUCUGAAGUUUGCUGCCAAAGUUGAGGAGCAUUAUCAACACCCUCAGCUGUGAAGUCACUGUUGCACAAAGGCACAAUGACUAUAACUGCUCACAUCCAGUUAUUGCUUGAACUGCAAUCGCAUUCUGUCCGUUCUUUAGUCUUUAGAGUAAACUGGUGAAUGCUCUGGCCUUGGGGCCCAAACCAGCAACAGAAAAUCAUUUCUUAUAAUCUCAUAACUGUCACCUUGAUGGCUCUCACCGACUGCUGGAUACCUUUUUUUAACAUAUUUUGCAGAGCUCAGCUGAAUCUUCUUAAAUGUAUUUAUGUUCGUUCUUACAAGCUUAUCCUGUUUGGUGCAUAUGUUUCAUUUCUGAGGAGAGUGUGACAUCUUGAUGCAAAAAUAUGGUGCAAUAAUACCUUUUCUACACGUUUUCUUAAAGCAAUUUAUAACUGUGUCUUUAAUAUCACCUUUCAGUAUUUCUAAUGCACACUGUUGUAGUAUUAAGUACUAUCUUGUGUUGUACUAUUCAUUACUACCUUGUAUUUUGUAAUGUAAUGUUUGUAAUGUUUUGCCAUUCAUGCGUUUUCAUGAUUUUCAAUCUCGGUUUGAUUUUUAUUGCACAAAUACAGCUGGUCACAUCUCCUA
Molecule: messenger RNA, 4350 nt
Organism: Brienomyrus brachyistius
Lineage: Eukaryota; Metazoa; Chordata; Actinopteri; Osteoglossiformes; Mormyridae
Gene: hdac6
Product: histone deacetylase 6
Exons: 28
Coding region: 125-3490 (1121 amino acids)
Biological process (GO): chromatin organization
Cellular component (GO): histone deacetylase complex
Molecular function (GO): zinc ion binding; histone deacetylase activity
Source: RefSeq, a predicted model, not a curated record